AUGUCCGAGCGAAUGGGCUCACCGCCUACUGUUGAGGACCAAGGGCGUCUUCUUGAAGAUGCCUUGCUGGUGGUGCGCCAACAGACACACAUGAUGCGAAAAUGUCUGGAGACUCCAGGCAAGCUCAUGGAUGCAUUGAAAUGCAGUUCUACCCUGGUUGCAGAACUUCGGACGUCCUCCCUAGGCCCCAAACAAUACUACGAACUCUACAUGGCUGUGUUCGAUGCACUCCGGCACUUGUCUGCAUUCCUCCGCGAAGCUCAUCCAGUGAACCACUUAGCGGAUCUUUAUGAGCUUGUACAGUAUGCAGGCAACAUCAUACCUAGGCUAUACCUCAUGGUAACUGUUGGGACUGUCUAUAUGAGUAUCGAAGAUGCACCCGUGAAGGAAAUCAUGAAAGACAUGAUGGAAAUGAGCAGAGGUGUACAGCACCCGGUCCGGGGGCUCUUCCUGCGCUACUACCUCAGCGGGCAAGCAAGAGAUUCGUUGCCCACAGGAGAAGGAGAUGGCACAGAGGGGAAUCUGCAGGACUCGAUCAGCUUCAUUUUAACGAAUUUUGUGGAGAUGAAUAAAUUAUGGGUCAGAUUACAACACCAGGGCCACUCAAGAGAAAGAGAGCAAAGGACGAAAGAGCGACAAGAGCUACAAUUACUAGUAGGAAGUAAUCUAGUACGAUUGAGCCAAUUAGUAGACCUGGAGACGUAUAAGACGGUCAUCUUACAACCCAUACUACAGCAGGUAGUAGCUUGUAGGGAUGUGCUAGCACAAGAAUAUCUCUUAGAAGUCAUCACGCAAGUCUUUCCAGAUGAAUUUCAUCUCAUCACCCUUGAUCAGCUACUUGGCGCCAUCGCCCAACUCAACCCACACGUAAAUAUCAAAGCCAUUGUCAUUGGACUCAUGGACCGAUUAUCUGCUUACGCAGCCCGAGAGGCUGAGUCGGAAACACCAGAAGAUCGAGAAGAAAGAAGCCGAAGCAAAAGAGGGGAUUUGGUGAACAAGCAGCCAAAUGGGGAGAACGUCAACGGAUCCAAUCCCUCUGAGCCAUCUCAAGACCAGCAAGCUCAGCAGGAAGAGGCUGGACCAUCAAAUGGUAUUGGAGCCGAUGAAAAAGGUGGCUCAAGGAAAAGAGGUAUACCAGAAAAUGUCAAGCUUUACGAAAUAUUCUACGAUCAAGUAAUUCAUCUUGUCAACGCGCAAAGGUUACAUAUCCAAGACACAAUUGCACUUCUUGUAUCAUUAACAAAUCUUGCUCUUAAUAUAUACCCCGAACGAUUAGAAUAUGUUGAUCAAGUCCUUGCAUAUGCUAAUAAAAAGGUCGUUGAAUAUACCAAUAGCGCCGACUUACACUCUCAAAAUACUCAGCAGAACAUCCUCGCUCUUCUACACGCGCCCAUUAAAGCCUACUUUUCUUUAUUCACCGCUCUAGCCUUACCUAACUUUGUUCCAUUACUUCAUGCACAAACUUAUAGCACUCGAAGAGCAGUUGCUGGUGAGGUUGCCAAGAGUGUACUCCGAAAUCGAACUCAGAUAACCACCCCUGAGAACCUUGACGGCAUUCUUGAGAUCCUGAGAGUCUUGAUUAGGGAGGGCAUGCAACAACCAGCUGGCUAUCCCGGCGUGCCUACGCAACGGCGAGGUGCCGAGACCGACGAGACAGUCGUAGAGCAAGGAUGGGUUGCGCGGAUAGUCCACCUCAUCCAAUCCCCUAAUAACGACACCCAAUUUCAACUUCUUCAAACCACACGUAGAGCCUUCUCCGACGGCAACGAGCGAAUCAAAUACACCACACCCGUCCUCAUCACCUCUUCAAUCAAACUGGCUCGCAAGUAUAAAGCCCGAGAACACUUUGACGACAACUGGUCUUCCCAAUCCUCCGCCCUGUAUAAAUUCAUGCACUCUCUGAUCUCCGGCCUCUACACGCGCAAUGGUGCCGCAGACCUCUGUCUCCGGCUCUUUAUUUCCUGUGGUCAGGUAGCCGAUCAAGGUGGCCUCGAAGAAGUGGCUUACGAGUUCUUCGCGCAAGCUUUCACAAUCUACGAAGAAUCGAUAUCAGAUUCAAGGGCUCAAUUUCAAGCUGUGUGCGUCGUAGCUGGCGCCCUACAUGGCACACGAGGCUUCAGCAAGGAGAACUAUGAUACUUUGAUCACGAAAUGCGCCUUACAUGGCAGCAAGCUUCUCAAGAAACCAGAUCAAUGUCGCGCUGUCUAUCUAGCCAGUCAUCUAUGGUGGGCGGUCGAGAUCCCUGCGAAGGGCGAGGAAGACGCCAAAAACCUCUACCGCGACGGUAAACGAGUCCUCGAGUGUCUUCAACGUGCCCUUCGAGUCGCAGAUGCAUGCAUGGAUACCGCCGUCUCAGUCGAGCUCUUUGUCGAAAUUCUAAACCGAUACGUCUAUUACUUUGAUCAGGGGAACGAGACAGUUACGACCAAAUACAUCAACGGCCUGAUCGAGCUAAUCCACUCCAAUCUGCAAACGAACGAACAGACGUCUAGUCUUGAGGCGCCGCGGAAACACUUCCAAAGGACGCUUGACUAUAUCAAGAGUAGAGAAUACGAGGGUGUUGUUACUGAGGCAAAGACGUAG
Messenger RNA from Bacidia gigantensis, 2583 nucleotides. RefSeq lists its product as uncharacterized. Gene Ontology annotation, biological process: intracellular protein transport; retrograde transport, endosome to Golgi. The coding region runs from base 1 to 2583 and encodes 860 amino acids. Gene Ontology annotation, cellular component: retromer complex; late endosome; retromer, cargo-selective complex. The record is from RefSeq and is a predicted model, not a curated record. The transcript has 8 exons. NCBI's taxonomy places the organism in Eukaryota, Fungi, Ascomycota, Lecanoromycetes, Lecanorales, Ramalinaceae.